Messenger RNA from Acipenser ruthenus (sterlet), 1088 nucleotides. RefSeq names its product disintegrin and metalloproteinase domain-containing protein 11-like. The record is from RefSeq and is a predicted model, not a curated record. Gene Ontology annotation, molecular function: metalloendopeptidase activity. Gene Ontology annotation, biological process: proteolysis. Lineage: Eukaryota; Metazoa; Chordata; Actinopteri; Acipenseriformes; Acipenseridae.
CUUGCAGUCGCUCGAUCCCCGCAGAAGGCGGAUAGGCAGGCUGCAUAUUGCAAAAAAAUAAAAAAAAAUAUAUAAAAAAAAUGAAGAAAUAAAUCUAUAUUAAAAAUACAACCGCCCCCCCCCCCCCGCGCCCCCCAAAUCUCCUAUCCAUUUCCUUUUUUUUUUUAAAUCGCAUGUUUAAAUAAACAUUUUUUUUUUUUUUUUUUUUACAAAAUUGUGCUUCCCAACAACAACAAAACGACUAAAAAAACGAUUUGAGAGACGGGUAAGCACUAAAAAGGGUGAUUUGGCAAAUCUCAUUUCAGUAGCCUAUUCAACUGACUUGCUUCCCUGACACAAACCGGGGACUAUGUGGACACCAUGAAUGCGCUGCGGUAUUUGCUGUUUGCUGCAGUGAGCUCCCGAGUCACAGUUUCAGGUUUGAGCCGCAGCGCUAUGCGGGGUGCGCUGGUUUGGGACUGGGAGAGCGCACAACCCGCGGAGGACAUCACCCGACCCAAACGGCUACUGCAGCAAAUCCACUCGGACAACGAGAUCCCGCACAGCGAGCUCGACACCCGGGUGAAGACUAAUUCAGACGGCCGGGCACAUACUCUCCACCUCGCUCAAGCAAGCUUCCUAGUGGAUGCCUUUGAGAAGUCCUUCAUCCUGGAGCUGGAUUUAAACCAUAAUCUGCUGUCCUCUAGCUACGUGGAGAGACACUUCUCUGAGGACGGAACGGUCCUGCAGAGCUUGGGCGGAGAGCACUGCUAUUACCACGGAACACUCCGAGGAAUCCCAGGAUCCUUCGCUGCCGUCUCCACCUGCCAUGGCCUGCACGGUGUCUUCUCUGAUGGCAACUUCACCUAUGGGAUUGAACCUCUUCCCAGUGCAGAAAGUCAGGGCAGCGAUGCCCAUGUGGUGUACAGGACCCCCGGCCUGCCCCUGCCCCUGUCCUGCCCCAAUUGCACUGAUGGAGUCAUCGAUGACAGCGCUGAUGAUGUCACCGAUGACAUCACCACCCCAGAGAGAGGCUCCUCUGAGCAGCCCUGGACUCGGUCGAAGAGACAGGUGCGCCACGCACAGCACACAGUCCAGAGCGAGACCAA